AUGAAUUCACCGCGGGGCCAGGAGGAACAGGAUGUGCUCACACGCACCAGCACACCUGCCACAAACUCCAAUUUGAUCGCCGAAGACCUGCGGCAGUUCACUCGUUCUCCGCAUCCCUACCACCACAGCCGACGCCUCGGAUCCUGCACUCCCUCGGAACAAGGCGACCGCCUUCAGCCGCUCACUUAUUCCAAGUUCUCGCGCACACCUAGCGACAGUGGCACCGAGGCAGACGAUGAGAGCACAGGAAUAUUGAGAGGCCUUCCUGCGCCGCCGCUCCGACCGCGAAAGGGUCUGCGCUCCGGUGGAAAUGGCUUUGUGGACUCCGAUGCUUGGUUACCUUCCUUACAUCCGUGGCCAUCACUUGCACGGCAGUCUACCCGUGCUUCCCGGAGGAGUUUGGACGAGAAACAGGCAGACGGAGAGGCAGAGAAGACUCGGCAGCUUAAAGCGAAGAGGCGGGUUGAGAUCUUGCGCCGGUUGCUAGAGACCGCGCUUCUCCUGUCGGUGGGGGCGGUAGUUCUAUUACGGAGAGAAGCGCGCUCACUUGCGUGGGAAUGGAAGAAAGAGCUCAUUACCCACGGUUUAUUACUGAUCGGGCUGUAUGCUUCAUAUCCUGUCAUCUUCCGUGUUGCAAGGAGACGGGGACGGUCAAAUGGAUCCCAACGCCCAUUCUUUCAUAUUCCCGCGAGCUUCGAUCCUGCUCCGCUCCUAUACCCGAUCUUCAUUCCGAUCUAUGUUUCGAUAUCGCUGGCGAGCCACCGCCCCGCCUUGAUCAUGCCAAACAUCAUCCUCAGUCUCUCCUCUCUCCCCGCACCGGUCAUACCAUUACAGCAUUGGUCCAAUGGCUCGAGUCUUCUACAUUGGAUGCUUACAAUAGUGCCGAUCCUCGUUUCGGAACACUUCUCUCUUGACUCUACCAUUCCCAAACCGCUGACGCUCCGCGGGCACGAUGCGGAAUCAUUGAUUCUUCUUUUUCCUUUGCAUCAAGCGUUGAUACCCACUUUAGACUUUUUGUUGACAACCAGCGUCCUUCCCGCCGAGCUUCAGCUGUUAGCCACUGCGUUGUUGAAUUUGUACUUGUUUGCGACCUCGCCACAGGCGGAGAUCUUGAAAGCGUUGUUAUGGCUAGGCGGGAUGUGUCUAUUUGCUUUAGGGCGGGAUGUCUUGCGUUGGGAGGUUAUCCUGGCCCGGAUACCUAGCUGGAAGUUCCGCCGCUCAUUACGCGGUUCGCAAUCGCCAAGGCGAUUCAUAAACAUGAUGGACCAUCGUCUAUGUCAGAGGCUGAGUGGGACGGGCGCUUCCGAUGAGCCUACAUCGGACAGUGAUGGUCCCGGUACGGUUCCGAUGCCGCGCAAGGCGAAAAGCAUGCGUGAGAAAGCCCCCUCCGCCGAGCCCGUGCCUACCGCUGGCAAUACUACAGCGGAGGAAGGCUUUGAAAAGCACCAUCGCACUGCACAGCGACAGCGCCGCCGGCAUACCAUCUCCGUUCUCGACGAGGCUGUGCAAGAAGAAGAACGAGUCCGGACCACGCCCGGUGGCCGGCGCAAGAAAUUAAUGGGCCCUGGGCUCGCCUCAUUUCUAUCGCUGACUGCAGCGCAGGCGCAAGUCCGAAAAUGGUUAUAUGCACUGUACAUCUACACUGCGUCACUAUUCAUAAUUUUGGGACCCAUUCGAAAAUACGUGGCCGACCGGGCCCUGCAAGGCCAAGAUCCAUUUGGAUGGGCCAUUGGAUACAUGUUUGGCAACAUAUCUGCGGUUCGCUUCUGGGUGCUAAUGCUGAAUUUGGAGUACUGGAUCCAACUACCGCCGCGCCCAGACGCGGCACUGGAAGAUCCAUCUUGCUGGUUUGGGCGGAUAGAACAUAUCCGUCAAACUAGUUUCGGGCCUGCCAACACUCGCCUUUUGUUGAGUGCAUACUGCAUCCUGGUACUAGUGAUGGGAUUGGCUGUGGUAUUCCAGCUAAGCUCGGUCGCUGAGGUGGACACACGACGCAAAGUAUUCCAUGGAAUGAUGGUGUUGAUGUUUUUGCCUACGGUGUUUGUGGAUCCGACCUUUUGUGCCCUGGCACUAGCAGUGGCACUUUCGAUCUUUUUGUUACUGGACCUCUUCCGGGCAUCCCAGUUACCUCCCAUCUCUCGGCCAUUGACCUACUUCUUGGCACCAUACGUAGACGGGCGCGACCAUCGUGGGCCUGUCAUUAUUUCGCACAUAUUUCUGCUAAUCGGAUGUUCUAUCCCCCUUUGGCUAUCGCUUUCCGAUCUCGAUCGCAAUGAUCAGGGCCCAUGGGCUGGCUGGGACGUGCCUGCGCGAGACGCCAGCAUGGUCAGUGGAGUCAUCUGUGUUGGGAUGGGUGAUGCAGCGGCAUCGCUUAUUGGGCGUCGCUACGGAAAAUUGAAGUGGUUUUGGGGCGGGGGCAAGUCGCUGGAAGGCAGUGUGGCUUUUGUGGUAGCGGUCAGUGUUGGAUUGUUGGCUGUUCGUGCCUGGCUGAUGGUGGGAGGAUGGCCAGUGGCUGGCAGCGAAUGGAUCGAGGCACCGACCUCGACUGUUCGGUUUUGGCUCUGGACUGCCUGCAAGGCCGGGUUAGCGGCAGGUGGAACGAGCGCCACCGAGGCGAUCCUAACUGGCUGCAAUGAUAACGUCGUGGUGCCCGUAGUGCUGUGGCUGUUGGUGCGGGGCUUAGGUGUUUGA
This is a messenger RNA of Penicillium odoratum, 2691 nucleotides long. Its product is annotated as putative phosphatidate cytidylyltransferase. The transcript is spliced from 2 exons. NCBI's taxonomy places the organism in Eukaryota, Fungi, Ascomycota, Eurotiomycetes, Eurotiales, Aspergillaceae. The record is from RefSeq and is a predicted model, not a curated record. Gene Ontology annotation, molecular function: dolichol kinase activity. The coding region runs from base 1 to 2691 and encodes 896 amino acids. Gene Ontology annotation, cellular component: endoplasmic reticulum membrane. Gene Ontology annotation, biological process: dolichyl monophosphate biosynthetic process.